CCCUGGCCUCGUAAAAGGGCUGAAUGAGUGCAGUGGAUGCUUCUCCUGUUAUUCUCUCCAUGUUCUGCUAACAACACUGGGGUUGGCUCGUACAUGCAAGCAGACCUGUGCGGUGCUCCACUUAGGAGCUCUCCAUGACAGUUAUCAGAUUCCCAAAGUAUCCAAACUUGCAUGUUGACUUGUUUCGUUUUGAUUUUUACUGAAGGUGUUGUUGUGCAGGAGUACAUCUCCUUUUAGUGGAUUUGUUUAGUUUUUUUUUUUUAGUAACUUACAACCACCAUGUGGGAGUUCCGGUCCAUGUCUUUCUGGCGGGCGGUGUUUGCCGAGUUCUACGGCACCAUGUUUUUCGUCUUCUUUGGUCUGGGGGCCGCUCUCCGCUGGACCACGGGGCCCCAUAAUGUUCUGCACGUGGCCUUUUGCUUUGGGCUGGCAGCCGCCACGCUCAUCCAGUCCAUCGGCCAUAUCAGCGGAGGACACAUCAACCCUGCUGUGACCUUCGCCUUCCUCAUUGGCUCCCAGAUGUCCCUGUUUCGUGCCAUCUUCUACAUUGUGGCCCAGUGUCUUGGAGCCCUGGCUGGUGCUGCUGUGCUCUAUGGAGUCACACCUAGCAACAUGAGGGGUAACCUGGCCCUCAACACGCUGCAGCCAGGCAUCAGUCUGGGUAUGGCCACCACCAUGGAGGUCUUCCUCACCCUGCAGCUUGUUGUCUGCAUCUUCGCUGUGACAGAUGAGAGGCGCAAUGGACGCCUGGGAUCCGCCGCCCUGGCCAUCGGUUUCUCAGUGCUGAUGGGACAUCUUCUCGGGAUUUACUACACCGGAGCAGGAAUGAACCCAGCAAGGUCCUUCGCCCCCGCUGUGCUGAUCAGGAAUUUUGUCAACCAUUGGGUGUACUGGGUGGGGCCUAUGAUUGGUGGGGCUAUCGGUGCUCUGCUCUAUGACUUCAUGCUCUUCCCCCGUAUGCGCGGCCUCUCAGAGAGGCUGGCCACACUGAAGGGGACCAGGCCCCCGGAGGCCGAGGGCCAGCAGGAGACCAGAGGAGAACCCAUUGAGCUCAAGACACAGGCCCUAUAAGCCCACAGAAGAAUUGCCGUUUUUUUGGCCUCCAUUCCCGUCGGCUAAACCCUCACUCCUCCAUCCCAUAUCACAACACCAGAACCAGGCCUGCUGAUUCACAGCAUGUAUAGUCUAGGCCUCCUCCUCCCCCUUGUUGGACUGCAGGACAAAGAUGAAGAUAUCCCUUCAUCUUUCUUUCUAUUUCUUUUUCUUCUUUCUAGUCUGCUAGGAGUGAAGCUACUGUAGAGACUUCAGCAUGCUUUUUUCCAUUUUGAGCCGGCAUGAUUUUGCCCUUUACUUUCUUUAGUUUUGUUCCAGCAAUCAUCGCUUAUUGACAUGUACGUAUUGUACUUCAUCAUAUCAUUAAUCACAUUUUAUUCUCAAUUUUUUAAAAAAAGGGUGUGUCGGGGGAUGCUUGUUGUUUCUUUUUGUGUAUGCUUGUGUGCAUGUUUUCAAUUUCUCCUUUUUUUGUUUUCUUUUCAUUGCUUCAAUGCAUCCUAACUGAAGAUAAAUAUACAUCAUACAAGCUGAUUUCCAAGAAGGGCGUUGCAACAACAGCUACUUUCACAAAUCAAUUGCUCUCCGAUGAUACAACAUGUAUCCACAUUUUCAGUUUUGGCUUUUUAUCCAAAACACAAAAAAUAAUUUUUAAGUUUUUGGGAUAAAAUCAAAAACCUCACAAAAUGUGGAGAUAUGGUGUUCAUGGGACAGCGACUGUUAAAGAUUCCAUGUGAAAUCUUCCUUUCUGAAUAAUUAAGGCCUAUCCUAUUUAAUGAAACACACAUACCAUUGGUGUCCAAUGAAAAGCAUGUCAAUUAUGUGUUUAGGAUUAAAAAAAAUGUACAAAAUGUGGCCAUACGUGCUUUUCACUGGACAUUGGAUUUCCUUCUGAGGUAUGUACACCUAUUUCAACAAAAAUUCUCCACAAUGUAUCCAGUUUUUGCAUUAUCCCCUAUCCAGAAAAGACAAUCACUGUUGGUUUCCUUGUGUUGUGUAAACGCUGACCAACCUCUAAAGCAAUCAACUGACAUCAACAUGAUGGCGGUCAGGACUCUUAUGAGCGCAUGAGGUGUGCGCUGACUUAAAGCUACGUGGCUCUUUAGGAGUGCAAUUAUUUCCUUGUGCAAGUCGAGAGAGAGAGAGAGAGAGGGGUCAGGACUUUCUUUUCCACACAUAAGAACUUUGAAGAUGAUACUCUACAGCCCCUCUCUCCCCAUACAUCCCUCCUCCUUUCACCCCAACUCCUCCCAUCAGGAGGGAGGUGUCGGAGUAGUCACAAAUACAUUAUUAAGAAUGUGACAUUUAAGCUUCCUUCUGCUUUACCUUUUUUUUUUCCUGUGUGGUUUCCCUGAGUAAAGUGGUUGGUUGACUAGAUUUUACAUUUUAGUGACAUGUUUUUCUGUGAUGUACAGUGUAAAGUUUUCUUUUUUUUAAGCAACAUUUGAGGAUUCUUGAAACUGAAUGGAUAGGAAUAAUCAUCAUUUAUUACUAGUAGAUGCAACUGUGUUCUCUUGGGCUGCUGAAAGUGAUGCCAAGUAGGUGACACACCAUUAUGCUGUCAUUAAAUUGACAGCCUUCCUAAUCAAAUGGCAUUGAUUUAUUUUUAUAUGUCAAAAAAAUGGCGUAAAAAUUCUUGUUUGACAUCUUU
This is a messenger RNA of Dunckerocampus dactyliophorus (ringed pipefish), 2701 nucleotides long. RefSeq names its product major intrinsic protein of lens fiber a (gene mipa). Gene Ontology annotation, molecular function: water channel activity. NCBI's taxonomy places the organism in Eukaryota, Metazoa, Chordata, Actinopteri, Syngnathiformes, Syngnathidae. Gene Ontology annotation, biological process: transmembrane transport. The coding region runs from base 280 to 1071 and encodes 263 amino acids. Gene Ontology annotation, cellular component: plasma membrane. The transcript is spliced from 4 exons. The record is from RefSeq and is a predicted model, not a curated record.